CCUGCCGGUGCUCCCCUGCCUGCCGGUGCUCCCCUGCCUGCCGGUGCUCCUGACGCCGCUGCUGCUGCUGCUUUCUGCGUGAACGCUCCGCUUCGUCUGCUAAGAGCGCUACCCCGAAGUGCUGACAGAUGCUGACAGAUGCUGGCGGUGCUGCUGGUGCCGAAUUCUCCCUGUGCCUUCUGCCAGUGCCUCUGCUGGUCACCGCUGUAGUGCCUGCAGCACCCUCCCCCCACCCCCAACAACUCCACCCUCGCCAUGGCUGAGCGUCUGCCGUGUGCGCUGCUGGAGGCGUGCGUGGUGCUGGGCGCCAGCGGUCGACACCUGCACGAGCACACCGGGCAGGACCACCAGGACGAGCUGACCCCACUCAUCCUCGACGUGCUGACCCCUCCGUGUCCGGGGGAGCUGCGCGAUGGUGCCGCACCCACCGCCACCUCCUCCUCCUCCACCCCCUCCUCCUCCUCCACCUCGUCGUCGAGCGGCGAGGAGGUCCCGGGGCGGCAGGGGAGCGUGGAGCUGGGCUGGAGCUCGACGUUGGACCACGCGGACGGGAGCUGGGAGCUGGAGCUUGAUGGCCUCCCACAGUUAUGCUUUCCCGAUGGUUUACGUGUCCUGGCAGGGCCGCUCCCGGACCGGUUCCACUCACUGGCGCUCACCGAUAUGAGGGGUCAGCGUGCCUAUGGUGUGGUGCUGACUCACUACCGGGCCGUGCGCCAGCCCCAGCACGAAGAGAUACGGACAAGAAUGGUCAAUGGAGAGAGUGGGGGGCCCAAAACACCUGGGGAGAGUGGGGGUCUCAAGGAAGCAGGAGAGAGUGGGGGUCUCAAGGAAGUUGGGGAGAGUGGGGGUCUCAAGGAAGCUGGGGAGAGUGGGGGUCUCAAGGAAGCUGGGGAGAGUGGGGGUCUCAAGGAAGCAGGAGAGAGUGGGGGUCUCAAGGAAGCAGGAGAGAGUGGGGGUCUCAAGGAAGUUGGGGAGAGUGGGGGUCUCAAGGAGGUUGGGGAGAGUGGGGGUCUCAAGGAAGCUGGAGAGAGUGGGGGUCUCAAGGAAGUUGGGGAGAGUGGGGGUCUCAAGGAAGUUGGGGAGAGUGGGGGUCUCAAGGAAGCUGGAGAGAGUGGGGGUCUCAAGGAAGUUGGGGAGAGUGGGGGUCUCAAGGAAGUUGGGGAGAGUGGGGGUCUCAAGGAAGCUGGAGAGAGUGGGGGUCUCAAGGAAGCUGGAGAGAGUGGGGGUCUCAAGGAAGCAGGAGAGAGUGGGGGUCUCAAGGAAGUUGGGGAGAGUGGGGGUCUCAAGGAAGCUGGAGAGAGUGGGGGUCUCAAGGAAGCAGGAGAGAGUGGGGGUCUCAAGGAAGCAGGAGAGAGUGGGGGUCUCAAGGAAGCUGGGGAGCGUGGGGGUCUCAAGGAAGUUGGGGAGAGUGGGGGUCUCAAGGAAGCUGGAGAGAGUGGGGGUCUCAAGGAAGCAGGAGAGAGUGGGGGUCUCAAGGAAGCAGGAGAGAGUGGGGGUCUCAAGGAAGCUGGGGAGAGUGGGGGUCUCAAGGAAGCUGGGGAGACUGGGGGGUCUGCGGUACCCUUGUAUUCCCCCAUCUGUGUGUGUCUCAUUUCCCGGGCUCCAUACUUCACCGCGCUCCAGGAAUUCCUCUCGUGGCUGUCCCACACGUUGGCAAGUCGGCGUUGUGCCACCACCACCACCGCCGUCUCCGUGACGGAGGCGGCGGUGGUGGUGGAGGUGUCACGAUUCGCCGCUCGACUCUUCCUCGUGCCCCUCGCCCCACCGGGACCCCUCCACCUGUGCGUGGAGAUGGGGCCUCUGCGCGUGCUGCUGCCGCCCUCCGACUCGGAGGUCCACGACCUCGACCUGACGCUGCCCUUCACCUGCCUGCGCUCACGCCACCUCCUGCAGGUGCUCACGUGCCUGCUGCUGGAGCAGAAGCUGGUGCUGCUGUCGGCCGAGUGGGCCCUGCUGGCGCCGGCCGGGCACUGCCUGCUGGCGUUCCUCGCACCCCUGUGCUGGCGCCACACGUUCGUGCCCGUGCUCGCCAGCUCCAUGCUGGGCUUCCUGGAGGCGCCCACCGUCUACCUCAUGGGCACGCACGGCAGGCACAAGCACGCCGUCAGCCAGGUGGAGGACCUUGUGAUCGUGGACCUGGACAGCGGGCAGCUCAUCCCCACACCGGCCAGUGUGCCCGGGUACCCCCCAGGAUCCGCGGGGCCCCCCGGGACACCCAACGGGCAGUCCCUCACCCCCCUCAUAGCUCCUCCCGAGGAGGCGGCGGAGGCGUUUUUAAGCAGGUGCCGCCACUUCUGCGUCCGCGAGGAGGCUCACGCGCUGGGGGUCGCGACCCCGUGCUCCCUGCAUGAGCUGCGGCGAGCGGCGCGCGCCCGGCGCCAGCGGCUGAACACGUGCAUCCAGGAGCUCUUCCUGGGCUUCAUCCACCACGCAUUCCGGGAGGUGUUGGCGCACCUGGACGUGGAACAGCGAGUGUUCAGCCGCGAGGAAUUCCUCGAGUCACGGAGACCUGCGGACCUGCCCUUCUACCGCAAGGUGCUGGACACGGACGUGUUCGAUUUGUUCCUCAAAGACCGCCUGGCGCAGAAGGCCGACUCCUUCUCUCGCCUGGAGAACAAAUCUAGCUCCUGGUCGCAGAAGAUGAAGCAGGAGAUGCUGCGCAGCCUGCGUCGACGCACGACAGAGGACCGAGCGCGUCAGCAGCCGCGGCCGACCAGCGCUCACCUCGGCGCUCACCUCGGCGCUCUCCCCGGCGACGGAGUCACAACGACGCAGGCCGGGGAGGAGCACGACCCCAGCGGCCUCGCGUUCGCAGGCGGACCCUUUGUCAGAGGGCAAGGGGCAGGGGGCAGGGGGCCGAUGGAGCCCUGGGGCCCCGACCCGUGGGACGACGGCACGGUCUUCACGCUGCCCCCCCUGCCCCCGGACCCGCUGCUGCCCGGCGAGGGGCAGCGCUACUGCGAGGGGCUGGGGGCGGCGCUGGGGGCGGCGCUGGGGGAGGUGGCGCCGAGCCGCUGGGGGCUACGGGCGGCGCUCCACGCGGUGCGCGCCGGCGCCCGGCUCGCGAGCCGCCAGCCGGAGCUGGCGCUCCACGACCUGCACAGCAUCUCCAAGAUGGAUAAGUCGGUGGUGCCGCCCGACGAGGCGCGGAGGAUCCUGCUGCUGCUGCCCACGUGGGCGCGAGCUCAGGUGGAGGAGCGACCCGAGCUCAGGUGGCUGCUGCAGGAGGAGGUGGACGAGCCGGCGCUGCUGUCCCCCCACGCGGCGGGGCCGUGCCCGGGGUCGCCGGACGGCCGCGUGCGCAGCUUCGCGCUGCCCUCGGCGCCGCUCUCCUGCGACGAGCUGGGCACCUGCGUGCGGGAGGCGGGCAUCACGUGCGACCCGGCCACCGUCGGGCGCCUCUUUGGCGCCCUCACCAACGGCCGUGGCGAGGUGCUGCCCGCCGACGCGGUGCGGCGGCUGUACGAGGCGUGGCGCGCCACCGAGCGGGCGGCGCGGGAGCUCUCCCUGCCCGUGGAGGCGCUCGCCCGCCUGGAGAGCAGCGAGAUCGUCUACAAGGUGUCGCCGGUGGUGCUGACCAGCCUGGGGCAGGGCCGCGUGGCCAUGACGCAGUCGCGCCUCUUCCUGCUGCGGGACGGAGCGGCGGUGCCCUUCGUCGACAUCGCCAAAUUCAGCGACAUCGAGGACGUGCAGGAGGUGUCCACGCUGGGCGUGCUGCGGCCCCGCCUGCACGCGCUUCGCGUGGUGUCGCGGCGCCACCCCGGCGCUCCGUUCGUCGCCAACCUCAAGGAGCAGCACGGCCCCUGGUGCCUGGCGGUGCGCGAGAUGCGCGCCGGCAAGCGGCUCGCCCACGCGCUCAAGGAUGCGCAGUUCGUGCACCGGGCGCUCACCAACGUGCUGCUCAUGGACGCGGUGGCGCAGUGCGUGCGGCGCAAGCGCGCCGCCACGGCCGCCGCCAUGCUGGCCCACUGCACGCGGGAGGACGCUCGAGUGUCGGUGGAGAGCGGCCCGCUGGCCACGCUGGCCGCGCUGGACACGCUGGACACGCUGGUGCACCGGGUGACGCCGGCGCAGGGCAAGCCGCUGGCCGUCGACGCCCUGCUCUACGUGCCGGGCGAGCUGCUGCACGGUGGGGGGGGCGGAGAGGGCACCCCCCCCCGGCUGUGGUGCGCUCUGAGCGGGGGCCGUGUCGUGGUGUUCGACGCGGCCACCUGGACCGUGGAGCACGGCCACCUGCAGGCCGGCACCAAGAGACUGAACCGCCUGCUGUGCGUGGGGGGCUCCCAGGUGUGGGCCGCCUCGUCCGACAGGAGCGUCUACAUCCUGGAGGGGCACGUGGGCGGCGCGCUGGGCUGCCGCCGGCACCUGGCGGGACACGCCGACGAGGUCACCGACCUCCUGCACGACGACGACGACGACGAUCGGCGGCCAGCGGGCGACGGCCAGCACACCGGAGUGAUCUCGUGCAGCGCCGACGGCCACAUGAUCGUGUGGGACGUGCAGGCGCUGGAGGCGGUGCGCCACGUCCGCCUGCCCGACUGCCGCUCGCUCACCUCCGUGCAGCUUCACGGCGGCGAGCUGUGUGGCGUUGACGAAGAGUGA
Molecule: messenger RNA, 4602 nt
Organism: Petromyzon marinus (sea lamprey)
Lineage: Eukaryota; Metazoa; Chordata; Hyperoartia; Petromyzontiformes; Petromyzontidae
Source: RefSeq, a predicted model, not a curated record